Messenger RNA from Ochotona curzoniae (black-lipped pika), 5624 nucleotides. RefSeq names its product tubulin tyrosine ligase like 4 (gene TTLL4). The transcript is spliced from 19 exons. NCBI's taxonomy places the organism in Eukaryota, Metazoa, Chordata, Mammalia, Lagomorpha, Ochotonidae. Gene Ontology annotation, cellular component: cilium. Gene Ontology annotation, molecular function: tubulin binding; tubulin-glutamic acid ligase activity. The record is from RefSeq and is a predicted model, not a curated record. Bases 850 to 4395 code for a protein of 1181 amino acids. Gene Ontology annotation, biological process: microtubule cytoskeleton organization; protein polyglutamylation.
CAAUCCUUGUCCAGUCCUUCACCCCACCCCUCUGCCAGGAUAACCAGCACAGCAGGUGCAUGUGUGUGCCUCUGGAACUCAGUUUUUGCACAGAUGUGCUUGAGUGUCUGAGAGCUGUUGGAGAGAUUGGUCCUACAAGGGCUCUGCUUUCAGAUAGCAUCUGCUUGCUUUUCAACUGAGCUGUUUCCUGGUCCCAGAUGGAAGAACUGAGCCACUGAAACAGGCCUCUCGUCUUUCUUUUUUUUUUUUGAACGAAGAUUUAUUUAUCUGAAAGACAGUGACUGAAGAGAGAAGGAGAAGGAGAUAACCAGCAGUCUUCUCUCCACUGCUUAACUCUCCACAAGGCCUGGGGCUGCAUUGGCUAAAACCAGGAACCAGGACCUCCUUCUGUGUCCUCCCACAUAGGCAAUACAUUCACUGCUUUCCCAGGCCUGUUACCAGGGAGCUGGAUGGGAAGCGAAGCUCUGACUGACACUCUGAGAUGGGAUGGGUGCUGGAGUUGCAGGUGGCGGCUGAACCUGCUGUGCUGUAGUGCCAGCCAGGCUUGUCUUCUCAGUCUGAACUCUGCAGGCUGUGGCUUCCUAUUGGACUUUAUAGGACCUCCUCUCCCCUGGGAUCCAGUACAAGUACAAGAAACACAUUAGGUUUGAUUCUGUAAAUGUUAGGUCAUUGAAAAUCUUGUUUUCCAGGGAAGGUCAGCUUAUUGGCUCCUAAAGUAAGUUCCUGCAGGCUGCGAAGUGGAGGAUCAGCUGGUGGUGGACCUUUGGACUUUAGUCAAAGAGAGUUGACGGACUUCAAAGAUGCAGCUGGUACUACUUGAGGGGUGUGACGUCUUCUCUGAGCCAGGCCAUGAGGCCAUGUGGCCAUGACGUGGGCCUCUCGUGGCCUCAGCAUGAACAGGGCACUACAGUGUCAUCCUCUGUCAGAGAGCCAGCUGCCAGCAGCCUGCGCCCGCAGCCCCGGAGCCUGCCCCGCCGCUUCUUGAGGAACCUCUCUGAGGGCAGGGUCCAGUCCCGGGCCCAUCGGCAGGUGAAGCCAGUCUGGAAACUGGAGAGCCCCGUGGGCACGGUGCCUGCAAACCUGGCCCCAGAUCCACUGGAGCUCCAAGGCCAGCCUGCAUAUUUCUUUUGCCCCAGUUCUUUAUGUAGCUCUGGAACCAUAGCCGUCCUCGCUGGCAGCAGUGGCACCUAUUGCCUGCACACUCUCCCGUACCUGUUCAGCAGUCCCCUGCUGUGCCGCCGCUCAGCCACCUGGCACAAAGCAACCCAGCCACCAGAGUCUUUGUGCUUGCAUUCCAACUCGUCAGAAAAAACACCUUUUCCUCCUCCUCGAAAGAGCCUCCCUGUCAGUUUCACUGCCAGUAAAGCCACCUCUUCCGCGGCCUUCCCCAUGGCUCAGCCGGUGGCAUCCCCAUCUGCAGAACUGUACCUUUCAGCAGCGGUGGCUGGGGAAACCCCUGUGAGGAAGAGCCUUGCCUGUGCCUUCUCAGGGAAGAUCCCUGCCACGCUCUCCUCCCCCUUCAAGCCUGCGCUGAACAAUAACUCCUUCAUGAGGCCAAACAGCACUAGAGUGCCUUUAGCGCAGGCCACCGAGGGCCUGCAGCCUGUGUCCUCCCCGAAGACCCAGGCUGUCUCGUGGCAUCACCUGGGGGGCACUGGAGACUGUGCACCCCGCCCUCUUGACUGUAAGGUGCCCAGGGGCUUUGGAGCCAUCUUAGAUGACACCACUGCCCGCAUCGCCCCAUCUACUCCUCAGUCCCUCCAAACAUCCGCCACCAGUGUUGCCUGUUGCCAGAAUAACCGGUGUGGCUUAGCCCCAAGGGCAGAGCCGCCUCGCUGUGGCCUGGAGGACAACUCUGACUCUCAGACGCGUUCUAAAGAGGUUCAGCUCACGGAGGCUGUGAGGAGGUUGACUGCCAAAAGCUGCGAGAGGAUGCGGAGGCAAGGCAGCCCACUGGAACAGUCCUGUUUUAUGAAUUCCCACUGCCAGUGGAGUCUUCUCAGCAGGGGCAGGCGGUGGGAACCUCCUCCCACGACAGACCAACAGCUUGCCCAGGAGGAUGCUCUGCCAGACUGCAGGGUCUCCCCUGGCGCCUCAGACACCUUGGGCUUGGACAGUACCGUGUUCUGCACCAAACGCAUCAGCAUUCACCUCCUCGCCUCACACACCAACAGCCUCAGGCGCAGCACCACCAGCAGAUCUGCUGGCAGCCUCUCACCAGCUGAGGAGGACAAAGCACUGCCUCCUCCUCUGCCCCCUGAGGCCCUCAGCAUGGCUGGCAUGACCUCCUGCCUCUCUUCCAUCCAUCUGGACCAGCCUGAGAAGGAAGGUCCUGAGGAAGUCACAGAGCUGGAUUUACCUGCCAGGGAUACUGGUUCAGCUAGUGACCUCCAGUCAGAACAAGCUGAGGCUGAAGACAUAGAAGAAGAACUAGUGGAUCGUUUGGAAGAAUGCUGCAGUCACGAUGAGAAUGAAGAAGAGGAGGGAGAGUCAGAGUGUUCCUCAGUAAGUGCUAUCUCCCCUGGCGAGUCCGUGGCAGUGAUCUCUCGGAGCUGCCUCGAAGCUCUGACCAAACCCCUUUCCAAUCAUGAGAAAGUUGUCCGACCAGCAUUCAUCUACAGUCUCUUCCCUAACAUGCCCCCUACCAUCUAUUUUGGCACCCGGGAUGAGAAAGUGGAGAAACUUCCCUGGGAACAGAGGAAGCUGCUGCGGUGGAAGAUGAGCACAGUGACCCCCAACAUUGUCAAGCAGACCAUUGGACGAUCCCACUUCAAAAUCAGCAAGAGAAAUGAUGACUGGCUAGGCUGCUGGGGCCACCACAUGAAGUCUCCUAGUUUCCGGACCAUACGAGAGCAUCAGAAGCUGAACCACUUCCCAGGCUCAUUCCAGAUUGGGCGGAAGGACCGACUCUGGCGGAACCUGUCUCGCAUGCAGAGCCGCUUCGGCAAGAAGGAGUUCAGUUUCUUUCCCCAGUCCUUUAUCUUGCCCCAGGAUGCUAAGCUCCUGCGCAAAGCAUGGGAGAGUGGCAGCCGCCAGAAGUGGAUUGUGAAGCCACCAGCUUCAGCCCGUGGCAUUGGAAUCCAGGUCAUUCACAAAUGGAGCCAGCUCCCCAAGCGGAGGCCCCUCCUGGUGCAGAGGUAUCUCCACAAGCCCUACCUCAUCAGCGGCAGCAAGUUUGAUCUGCGCAUCUAUGUUUACGUCACAUCCUACUACCCUCUUCGAGUUUACCUCUUCUCAGAUGGACUUGUCCGCUUUGCCAGUUGCAAGUAUUCCCCUUCCAUGAAGAGCCUUGGCAAUAAGUUCAUGCACCUGACUAACUACAGUGUCAAUAAAAAGAAUGCUGAGUACCAGGCCAAUGCAGAUGAAACAGCCUGCCAGGGGCACAAAUGGGCACUGAAGGCCUUGUGGACUUACCUGAGCCAGAAGGGAGUCAACAGCGAUGCCAUCUGGGAGAAGAUAAAGGAUGCUGUGGUCAAAACCAUCAUCUCGUCGGAGCCCUACGUGACCAACCUGCUCAAGAUGUAUGUGCGGCGGCCGUACAGCUGCCAUGAACUCUUCGGUUUUGACAUCAUGCUGGACGAAAACCUUAAGCCCUGGGUCCUGGAAGUGAACAUUUCCCCGAGCCUCCACUCCAACUCCCCGCUGGACAUCAGCAUCAAAGGCCAGAUGAUCCGGGACCUGCUGAACCUGGCAGGGUUUGUCCUGCCCAAUCCGGAGGAUGUCAUUUCUAGCUCCAGCAGCUCCAGCAGUUCCAGCACCAGCCUGUCUGGCUCUCCCAGGGACAAGCGACGAAUGACCCCACAACAUCUCACUGCACAGAAGAUGAAGGAAGCCUAUUAUCUGACCCAGAAAAUUCCUGAUCAGGACUUCUAUGCAUCCGUGCUGGAUGUCCUGACGCCAGAAGACGUUCGAGUGCUAGUUGAGAUGGAGGAUGAGUUUUCUCGCCGUGGUCAAUUUGAACGAAUUUUUCCUUCUCGAAUCUCCUCUCGCUAUCUCCGCUUUUUUGAGCAGCCACGCUAUUUCAACAUUCUUACCACCCAGUGGGAACAGAAGUACCAUGGCAACAAACUCAAAGGUGUGGAUCUGCUCCGGAGUUGGUGCUACAAGGGGUUCCACAUAGGUGUCGUCUCUGAUUCUGCCCCAGUGUGGUCUCUCCCAGUGUCACUUCUGACUGUCCCAAAGGAUGAGAGGACACUCAAUGCCUUAUACCAGUUGGAGACGGACAAGCUGGAAAAACUCAGCUGCUCUGAGGGAAGCCCACUGACGUCUGAAGAUGGAUCCACAUCGGAAGCCAGGACCAUCCCAACAGGCCUUACCCCAGGAAACCCUGUUCCUCGGAGGACACUGGGGACACCAGCGAAGAGCUCAGCCUCCUUAUCCCAGCAUUGCCUGUGAUGAGGUGCUGUGGCUGGACCCCAAUACUUUCCUUCCUCCACUUCCUAGUCCACCAGGGCUUCCCCCCGGCUGCCGUGAGCCCAUAACUGAUCGGGAGCACCAGCAUCAGCUACCUCAGGGGAACCCACCUGCUUGUCCACCUGAGCACCACCCCUCCACCUCACCCCCUAGCAGAGUAUUUUUUUGAAUCAGUUGUGUUGUAGAAAUUGGCGUUUGGAGUUGCUGCGCUGGGGCUGGCCCCUCCUGCCUCGACUGAGCAGCCUGGGGUGGCCAUGCAGAGCUGUGGUGGGGCUGGCCCCUCCUGCCUUGGGGCUGAGCAGCUCCAAGGUGGCCAUGCAGUUUGGUGGUGGGGCUAGCCCCUCCUGCCUCGGCUGAACAGUCCGGGGUGGUGAUGCAGAGUGGUGGUGGGGCUGGCCCCUCCUGCUUUGGCUGAGCAGUCUGUGGUGGCUGUGCAGAGCUGUGGUGGGGUGGGCUCCUCCUGCCUCGGCUGAGCAGCCCCAGGGAUGCCAUGCAGCCUUAUAAAGCAGGGUUCAGUGUCUACCUCCGGAGAGCCCCAUGUGCACAUGCUUUGUGUUAGACCUGGGUGCAGUGGUUGAAUGGAGCCCGGCUGUGGGCAGGAAGCCCUUUGUUCUCCAGUCAAGGAGCGUCCUGUCCUCCCCAGCCUUAACCCCUGGCCGCUUCCAGCAAGAUCCUGACUUCCUCAGUAGGGGGCAGAAGAGACGAGGGCAUGCUCAACCCAUGCCUCAUCACCCUAGUGGUGACUGUUCUUUCAGGCCUCCCCACCCCCUGCCAGAGGCUCUAGGUGUUUUCAUUCUGGCUGCAUUUCCCUCCCUCCCCCCCAUUGAGCCUCCUAGACCUCCCUCACAGCGGUUACCUCUUCAGCUCCUGGCUCUGUGUGAGGUGUGAGGUUCUGUGUACUUUGUGAAUGUCCCCCAGCCCAGCAUGGAAGUCUGGCUAAUCCCAGUUGCCAUGAACUGUGGCCCUACGUUGCAGGACAUGAGCCAGUGUGCAUUGGGGCUGGGUGGAGGGUGAGAGGAGCCGUGGCUUUCCCACCGUGUGGGCCGGUGGCUUAGCGGUUGGGUUCAAGAGGUUCACUACUGUAGGCUGGCCUUCCAGUCAGAUGCUUGGACUGUUGAACUGAAAUGAAUCUACCUCCCUCCCCAAGCCUAAGUAAACAGUGAGUGCUCAAUAAAUGUUGACUGAGUGAACUGUACCUACAGAGAUCUCAA